CGCGUCCAAUUUGUUUCAAUGGCGCUAGUGUGACUCAGAGUGAAGCGUUUGGUUUGUUCUUUUGUGGAAAUUUAAUAGAGGUUAUGGAGUAACAAAUAUAUUUUGUACAUUAGUUAUUAUAAAUCACAUGUAAAAUGGAGAAACGAAAAGAAUCUUUGAGUGCAUUAAAACUGUGUAGAUUUUGUUUAUGUCAAGACAAUUCCAUAACAAACUUGUAUGACAGAUCAAGAAAACCUAAAAAUGCAAUUCCUCUGUCCGUCAAAAUUCUAUCAAGCAUAUCUAUCGAGAUAUUUCCAUCAGACAAGAUGCCAUCAUUUAUAUGUAAUCGGUGUAGAUUCUUCAUGGAUAUUUGUUAUGAAUUUAAACAACUUUGCCAUCAAACGGAUGAGACCAUCUUGAAUUAUAUUCAAAAUGGAACUCCAAUGGAAAGCAUUGCAUGGCCUUCUCAACUUACUAAACUGUAUAAAUCUGCUAAAACAAUCUUGAAGGAGCCUGUGAUCAACUCUAUAGUCGAGGGUGGUGCAACAGUCCAUGUAACCUCCCAAGAAUAUGACAGUGAGGAUGAUGACAAUAUGUAUAAUGUAAAGAUUAAUGAAUUGGAAGAUGGAUCUGAAAUGAUCAAAAAUGAAACAGAUUUUGCCAAAGAAACAACCUCCAGGAAAGAGUUUUCCUCGGUAUCAAAAUUGACUAGACACGUUCGCUCUCACGCAGGCAAAAGGGCUUACCCAUGCAAGUAUUGCAAUAAAAGCUUUAUAAAGUCACAUCACUACACAAGGCAUUUACGUGUUAAGCACCGCCUAGCGCUACAUGGCAAUCGAGGCCCCUUCGGACAGAUGGAGCAAUUUCGGUGCGAGCAAUGUGAGGACACAUUCACUACACAGGAUGAACUCAUAUAUCACUCGGCCAUACACGCCACCCAGAAUCUCACCUGUCCACUCUGCCAGGAGAAGUUCGAAAAUGUUGAUGCUGUCACUACACAUAUUAAGUCACAUGUUAAUGGUAUAGAGUUCAUGUGCGACCUGUGCGAACUAGUCUUUACUUCGAAGGAAAAACUCGACUGCCAUCUAACUACCGCGCAUGAGGAUGAGCUACGGAAUUCGCAAGACUCCUCUAUGGAGAUGGAUGCGGAAGAUGAGGAUGAUGAUAACGGAAUCAAUGUGAAAGAAGAAGGAGACCACAUGAUAGUUGAAAUAAAGAAAGCAGAUAACUUUAUGCUCAAUGUACCGGAUGAAUCUGAAUCCAAAAUUGACAACACUAAUUCUGAAGAGAGUGAAUCGGAAGCGACCUAUACGGAGCUGUCGACAGUAGAUACUUUAGCCGUAGUGAGGAAGGAAUCGCUUGUCAAAACACCCGAGAAAGUGCCACCCAAGCGGACUACAGCUACACCCAUCGUAUCCGCCACACCCGCCGCAUCUGUUACGCCCGUCGCAUCUGUCACGCCCACCGCAUCUAUCACUUCCACCGCAUCUGUCACUCCUGCCGCAACCGCAGCCGCAACGCCUGGCAACAGUAGCAAAAAUGACACUAAACAGACUGCAAGUAUCCUACGUAAAGCUGAAGAGAUAAAGAGAAAAGCCCAACAAUCCACAUUAGAAACAAACAAAUUAUCUGAAGAAAAGAAUAAAGAAAAACCCAAUAAUAAAGUUGAGAGCACAAACAGCGUUGGCGCAAGUGAUAAAUCCUUGCGUCUACUAGAAAAAGAAUUACAAGACUUAAAAAGGACUAACUCUCGCAGUGAACCAGCUAAGAUGCCUGCAAAGAAUUCAGAUACAUUCAGGCUUAGGCGACCACAGAUUCAUACAUCCACUCCAAAACAGAGGCUCGAUGAAAAGAAACCACAACCACCAUUGAAGACAGCAAUAGAAAAGAAAGUGCCUGAACGUCGAACAAUCACAAAAGAGAACAAGGAGCCAAAAGAAAUAAAGGAAGUCAAAACGUCCAACACAAAUGUUAAAGAUAAUAAUGAGAAAGAACUAAAAGAAAAGGAACUGAAAGAAAAAGAAGUAAAGGAAAAAGAACUUAAAGAGAAAGAGCUUAAAGAAAAAGAUGCAUCAAAAAGUGUUAUUAAGAAUGGCAACAGUGAUAAAAAUAGUUCAGAGGAUAACGUUCGUCGUUCCACGCGGCCCUCCAAGAUCAAGGAUUAUGCGAAAAUGAUACGCGACAGAACCCAAGAAUCAGAAGAAGAGGACUCUGAUAUGGAUGAUGAAGAAUAUGAUGAAAAACAAACUGAUAGUCGAGUCAAGGUACGACGCAAUAAAGUGCCUCCGAAACCUAACCAACAGGCUAGUUCCAGCCCGACUGCCGUUGCCACGCCAGCCACUAGGAAGCGAGGUCGUCCGCGCAAAGACCAACCGAAAGAAGUACCCAAUAAAUUAAAGAAAGAGGAACAAACCGAAGAAGAUGUUAAAGAAAAGAAAGCAGAAACACCAAAUGAUAAAAAGAAAUCGCCAAGUCCUGAAAAAGAAAAUAAAAAUGAAGAUGCAUCUGAAAAUCGUGAAACGGAGCCGAACAAGACAUCUGAUAAUAGUGAAACAAAAUCACCAUCUGAUGUUUUAGUGUCACCAACAGGACAAACUUUAAAAAAAGUACCCAUAAAGGCUCUGCCACCAGGAGUCAAGCCCCUUCCAUUACCCGCCACUACCAGACCUAUAGGUACUGGGGAGUUGUGCGAAAUGCAAAUCGGUAAAAAAAUGGUCAAAGUACAAAAGAUUGUGAUGACCAAGGCCGAAGUUGAAGCUAUGGCUAAAAAGGGUUUAGUAGAAAUGAAGGAUGGCACAAUGGUAUUGAAACAAGGAAUCAAAUUACCAACUGCUGACCCACUCGCGCUUAAAUCAACCUUAGUCGGCGAAAAAGAAACCUUGAAAGAAUCUCCAGCGAAGAAAAUAAAAACGGACGAGAGCAAGAAUUUAUAAAAAAAAAUGCUUAGUACUAUACAUAAUAUUUUCUUCAAAUGAAACAAUUCAUAAAUUAUCUAUAUUGUACGAUAAGCAUAUCGUAUUUUGUUAUAAGAAAUAGAUCUACUUAGUGACGUAAAGUGUGUAAUAUUUCCAAAUAGAUUUGAUUAGAUUAUAGCCUAUAGGUAUUCUCGUGAAGAUUCACUGAUUGUAAAGUAUUUAAUUUCAUCACAAAAUUCUUCACAAAAAAAUAUUACUACAAAUUGUGUAUAACAACAAGAAUUAAUCUUGCAACUCGCGUCGACACCGCAAGCCACGGAAGUGAAAAAACUAUAUCAUACAGAUAGAGAUGCGGUUAUGUAUAAUCACAUCUCUGUCUUUGUGCUAUCAAUUAGACAUAAAAUGAAAUAAUGUUAAUUAAGUAUAUAUAUAUAUAUAUAUAUAUAUAUAUAUAUAUAU
Galleria mellonella (greater wax moth) is the source of this 3353-nucleotide messenger RNA. RefSeq names its product DNA ligase 1-like. Lineage: Eukaryota; Metazoa; Arthropoda; Insecta; Lepidoptera; Pyralidae. The coding region runs from base 135 to 2912 and encodes 925 amino acids. Gene Ontology annotation, cellular component: chromosome; nucleus. The transcript is spliced from 24 exons. Gene Ontology annotation, biological process: regulation of transcription by RNA polymerase II. The record is from RefSeq and is a predicted model, not a curated record. Gene Ontology annotation, molecular function: chromatin insulator sequence binding; zinc ion binding.